Mytilus trossulus (common blue mussel) is the source of this 1896-nucleotide messenger RNA. Its product is annotated as glucose dehydrogenase [FAD, quinone]-like. Bases 1 to 1896 code for a protein of 631 amino acids. The transcript is spliced from 12 exons. Lineage: Eukaryota; Metazoa; Mollusca; Bivalvia; Mytilida; Mytilidae. The record is from RefSeq and is a predicted model, not a curated record. Gene Ontology annotation, molecular function: oxidoreductase activity, acting on CH-OH group of donors; flavin adenine dinucleotide binding.
AUGUGCAACACGUUUAAUUCCAGUUCAAUUUCAGCUGAUCAAGUGAUGUUUCUAGGACAAUCACUUGUACAAGUAGCCUCCCUAGUUAUCUUUUUGGCAACAACGCUUCCACCUAUUGAAAAAGACCCACUUGGUGUGUUUGAUAGACCAUUAGAAGAUUGGUAUGACUUCAUUGUAGUGGGAGCCGGAUCUGCAGGAGGCAUUGUUGCCACACGUUUGUCUGAAGGAUAUGAUAAAGUCCUUCUAUUAGAGGCUGGUGGGUCUCACAUAGAGAACGACCUGACAAAGAUACCAUUAUUAUGGAGUGCUCUAUCGAACAGCAAUCUAGACUGGAAAUACAAGACAAUAGAGCAGAAGCAUGCUCUCUUCGCAUUUAAAGAUGAGGUAACUAAUUGGCCCCGAGGAAAAUGUUUAGGUGGAACAGGAAGAAUAAAUGCAAUGGGUCUAAUCCGCGGAAAUCCCAAAGAUUUUGACACAUGGGCGAAAGAGGGCGCUGUCGGAUGGAGCUAUAAGGAUGUAUUACCUUACUUCAAAAAGAUGGAAAGUAUUGAUUUCAAUUUACCAAUGUAUAGUAAAGGAAAUAAACAAACGCAAUAUCAUACAAAAGGAGGAAAAGUUAGAAUCUCAUAUGGUUGCAAGAAAAAACCAGAUCUACGAGGACGGGAUGGACCAUUGACAAUAGUUGAGUCCAGAAUGACAACGUUGGAAUAUUUUCAUGAACAGGCCGCUCAGGAAUUAGGAUACAAUAGAAUAGACUGCAAUAGUGAAACUCAACUGGGUUUCUGUAGAAUUCAAGUUAAUGUUAAGAAAGGAGAGAGGUGUGACACAGCAUCCUGCUACUUAAGACCAGCUCUAGGGAGACCAAAUUUGCAAGUUCAUUUAAACAGCUAUGUGUCAAAGAUACUGUUCGACGGAAACGUUGCUCGAGGAGUAGAAUUUUCUAAAGAUGGCGUUUUGUACAAAGUAUAUGCAAGAAAGGAAAUCAUUCUGUCAGCAGGUGUUGUUCAUUCACCAAAAAUACUCUUAUCUUCCGGAAUAGGACCAAAACACCACCUGAAUGAUAUCAGGAUUCCAGUUGUUGCAGAUUUGCCUGUUGGUGAAAAUCUUCAAGACCAGAUGGCAAUGCACUUUCAGAUUGCAAUAAACAUGAGUUUGGCUACAACUUCUCAGAAGAUAGCAGACACAGAAAACAUUCUUCAAUAUUUAUUCUACAGAGAAGGUAUAUAUGCUCAAAUUGGGGUAGAUGGGAUGAUAUUUAUCAAUCUCGAUCAGAACAAUGACGCACCUCCUGAUAUACAGUUGAUAUUUCUCGGCUUGGCUUACGAGAAAGGUUUUCUUGACGGGUUUUCCUACAAAGAAGAAGUAAAAGAAGAGCUAGCUAAUAGAACAGAUCCUAAUAGUUUUGUGGUUAUUGUGAACUUGCUGAAUGCAAAAAGUAGAGGAAAAAUUACACUGUCAACAACAUGUCCGUCGUGCAAACCUGUUAUUGAUCCAAUGUAUCUUUCUGAUUCAGAUGAUGUUGAGAGAUUUGUCAAAGGAAUUCGAUUUUUGCAAAAACUUCAAGAAACUAAGUCAUGGAAGAGCAUUGGAGCCAAGUUGAUACGAUAUGACACACCUGGCCAUUGCAGUGAAGAAGAAUAUGAUAAGGACGAUUAUUGGCGAUGUAUGGUUCGCCAUUUUGCCAAUCAAGCCAACCAUCAAACAAGCUCCUGCAGAAUGGGAUCAUAUGGAGAUGUAACUGCUGUUGUAGACCCUCAACUCAGGGUUAAAGGUAUAAAGAGACUGAGAGUAGUAGAUGCAUCAGUAAUGAGAAAUAAUCCGUCGGGCAACACUAAUGCUCCGACUAUGAUGAUAGCCGAAAAGGCAGCUGAUUUAAUUAAACAUAGCUAUUAUUGA